Molecule: messenger RNA, 1555 nt
Organism: Myiozetetes cayanensis
Lineage: Eukaryota; Metazoa; Chordata; Aves; Passeriformes; Tyrannidae
Gene: NPS
Product: neuropeptide S
Exons: 5
Biological process (GO): neuropeptide signaling pathway; positive regulation of synaptic transmission, glutamatergic; positive regulation of synaptic transmission, GABAergic
Cellular component (GO): extracellular region
Source: RefSeq, a predicted model, not a curated record
AGUCUAUGCAGGCUAAACUUUGUUUUCCUUCUUUGGAUCUCAGUGACAUUCGUGUGCUCGGGUUACCCAGUUGGCCCUUCCAUGAGCAACAAUCCUUUUUAUUUGAAUUGCCAGCUGUAUGGAAAACCUGAUUAUUGCCUGAUCCUGCUGAGUAGCUGCUUAGCCAAGGUGGGCAGGGAUGAAGAACUGGCUCUUUUAAAGCCUCACCCGGAGACGCCUCUCGACAAAAGGUCCUUCCGCAACGGCGUCGGAUCGGGAAUUAAAAAAACUUCCUUCCGAAGAGCAAAGUCAUGAGCAAGUGCCCCAGACCACAGCCCCCCCUGCCCCUUUUGACAUCUGGUGUUUAACUUUGUGCUUAAAGGGUUUUAUUUUGAUGCUCUUCUAGGAUCAGACCAACCCGUGUCCUCAGCAUGUAACCGGGUGUUUGUUCCCGAGCGCACGAGCCGAGCGGAGCAGGUGUCAGAUGAGUGAUGCUGCCACAUCCCAUGUCCUGUGUCUCCCCAACCCUGGAAGCCACCAGGACCUUCAGAGCCAUUGCAAUUAAGUGUCACUGCGACCUUUCUGUGAAGCUGAAUGACACAUUCCCACUUUUGAAGUGACAUGUGCAGUGGUUCUCAGAUAAUCCAAAGCAAGCUGAGCCCUCCUGGUGCUAAAAAGAGAGAGAAGUGCCAGCCUUGGAGAGCUGCCACACGGCUUGGCCAUCCCCAAACUGCAGUGCAGAGGAAUUGUGAGGUGGAGGAUUUCCACUCGUAAAGCACUGCUGUGGUGACCUGGUGGGAGCCAUUUCACAUGGGGAAGAACAAAAAAAUGUGCUGAAUCCCAUGGAAUGAGAUUGCUCUGGGGAAUUAUCAGAGACCAGACCAGAGACCAGCAGGAUCUCUCCAUGACAGUUCAGUGCCCUUUGGAAUCCACUCUGCCAUUCAAAGAAAGCCAUGGCUGGUGACUCCAUGUGGGAAGAGAUAGUAAAUAUAAGAUGAAAAGGAGGAGAGAAGAGAAAAAAAAAAAAAAAAGAGAAGAGAAGAGAAGAGAAGAGAAGAGAAGAGAAGAGAAGAGAAGAGAAGAGAAGAGAAGAGAAGAGAAGAGAAGAGAAGAGAAGAGAAGAGAAGAGAAGAGAAGAGAAGAGAAGAGAAGAGAAGAGAAGAGAAGAGAAGAGAAGAGAAGAGAAGAGAACUUUCAGACAUAGCUCUCAGAUUUAAACACUGCCCUUCUCAUCUUUCCCUCCUCCCUAAAUUAUGCAGGUUUAGUUUUCUCCAGUGACUUGUGUAAUAUGGUAGAACGUUUUACAACAAACCUUGCAUUAUCUGUUUGUUUGUUUGUCUGUUUCAAAAUAGAUUUAUAAAAAUGCUUUUCUGAGUGUUUCCAAUUACAAGAGAAAUCUGUACAUCGUGUGGGUGCCUCACAUAAUUCACCCAAUAAUCUCAGCAGUCAAUUAAAUUUUAAAUGUUUCUCCAUUAAAUACUUAUUUUACCACAGUAAAUAAUUUAAUGUGUUUUCAUUUAAAAGUGUCUCACAUCACAAAGUUUUCAAUCUUCUUUUUUUUUUUUUUUUAUUGUUU